Molecule: messenger RNA, 888 nt
Organism: Penicillium diatomitis
Lineage: Eukaryota; Fungi; Ascomycota; Eurotiomycetes; Eurotiales; Aspergillaceae
Gene: ssuA
Product: RNA polymerase II subunit A C-terminal domain phosphatase
Exons: 1
Coding region: 1-888 (295 amino acids)
Biological process (GO): termination of RNA polymerase II transcription
Cellular component (GO): nucleus; mRNA cleavage and polyadenylation specificity factor complex
Molecular function (GO): RNA polymerase II CTD heptapeptide repeat phosphatase activity
Source: RefSeq, a predicted model, not a curated record
AUGGCAUCCUACGACCCCCGUGUAAACACCAACAGCACAACUCAAAAUCCUCCUCCCCCGCCGCCUCCUCCCGAGUCCGCGCCAUCAGACAUGACUGCACCUACCGACGGCGCAGCUGAUGUGGUCGCUGCGACCACAACCCCCAACAACACCAAUGAUGAGCAGACAGAUUCCUGGAAACUCAAAUUCUGCACCGUCUGUGCAUCCAACAACAAUCGCUCAAUGGAGGCUCACCUUCGACUCGCGACAGCACCCUCCGCGUUCCCAGUCAUCUCGUUCGGCACUGGCUCACUGGUCCGACUACCAGGCCCGUCUAUCACGCAACCGAACGUGUACAGCUUCAACACCACUUCCUACAAUCAGAUGUACGAAGAGCUGGAGGAGAAAGACGCGCGCCUGUAUCGUCACAAUGGAAUUCUGAACAUGCUGGACCGCAAUCGCAAUUUGAAAUGGGGCCCGGAACGAUUCCAAGACUGGAUACCCGGUCAGCCACGGCUCGAACAUAUCUCCAAGGGCGACAAGGGCGCUCAGGGGACAGAAGGGGGAGUGGUCGAUGUCAUCAUCACCUGCGAGGAGCGCUGCUGGGAUGCUGUGGUGGACGACCUCAUGAAUAAGGGGAAUCAAUUGAAUCGACCUGUUCACGUAUUCAAUGUGGAUAUCAAAGAUAAUCACGAAGAAGCCCUGGUUGGUGGAAGGGCCAUUCUGGACUUGGCCAACCGGUUGAAUGAAUCUGCCAUGGCGCAAAGAAAUACCCACGGAUCCGCGGGAUGGGAGAAUGGAUCUGGUGCCGCGCGCUUGAGCUUCGAUGAGAGUGUCCCGGAGAUCCUGGCCGAGUGGCAAGAAAAGCACCCCAAUCUGCCAGCAUUGUGGACAUUGGCCUGGCUGUAG